This is a messenger RNA of Exophiala mesophila, 327 nucleotides long. RefSeq lists its product as uncharacterized. The coding region runs from base 1 to 327 and encodes 108 amino acids. The transcript has a single exon. The record is from RefSeq and is a predicted model, not a curated record. Lineage: Eukaryota; Fungi; Ascomycota; Eurotiomycetes; Chaetothyriales; Herpotrichiellaceae.
AUGUCAAGCAAGAGACAGACUAUUUCACCCAUCCCAGCUGAAGUUAGACAGAAAGACAAACACGACAUCUACCAUCCUACCUCUUCCCACAAUAAUAUCGUCCUGAUCAAACAUCAUCAAAACACCAUGCCCUCUACCAUCGUCAACGAGAAGUCCAAUAUUGCCACCGAGGUGGCAUCCAUUAGGAGCACUUCAACCGCAUCAAGCUCGAGGAGCCUGUUGCCGAAGCAAUCCCACAGUCAGGACAAGAAAGCCCUGGCCAAAGAAACACCAGAGCAGAAGGCACUCAAGAUGCAGGCCAGGGCCACUCACUUUGCUCUCCGGUGA